CAAGCAAUCGACUUUUAUACAAAGUCUCCCUCUAGUAUCCGAUAGCGAAGUUUUUUCCCCUCCAUGAAAUAAUAACGUACUUUUUCAUUGUAUAUUAGCUAUGGGUUACUGUGUGAACGUCUGCUAUUUCUGGCAAAAUAAAAUAACAAUGCCAUUACCUUUACACAAGUUGUCGUGAACUAAUUAUUUUACAAUAUUCAUGCCUGUGGCUCUUUUCUAUUUGUCGGGUCGUGGUCGUCGCACGCAGCUGCUGAUUCUUCAAUGUACAAGAUAUUUUAUUCAGUGCCAUUAUUAAGACAGACAUGGGUAACUUUCAGCGUUCUCAUGUUUAUGGUUGGUCAAGGAAUGGUGAUAGGUUACACGACAAUGUUGGCAGCUCUUCAAAAACCUAUAUCCGGUAUUCUACUUGAUAAUUACGGAGCAUUCCAACUGGAAACCUGGUUAGAACGAUCAUGUUUUAUUGGACUUGUCAUAUCAUCUAUACUAAUGGACUGGUGUGGUCGAAAAACCACUUACUUACUGAUGAUCCUUACGGGAGUAACCGGAUGGUUACUAAUUGAUUUCGCUCAAACUUUAUCAAUGCUCAUCGUAGGAUGUUUGUUAAGUGGAACUACGUUUGGAAAUUUAUUACUAACUUCACUGAUUAUUAGCGAGUAUGCCAGCCCGAAAUAUCGAGGAAUAUUUCUCUGUUUGAAAACGGUCUCAGUUUCUGUUGGGAUCACAAUCAGUCAUAUUCUAGGUAAUGAUUUUGAUUGCAGACUACUAUCUACGUUGGUAUUGAUAUUUUAUAUCGUAUCUUUUGGUAUGGCUUGCGAUUGGCCAGAGAGCCCUGUUUGGUUGGCGUCAAGAAAACAGUUCGUGAAAUGCGAAGAAUCUUUCAUUUGGUUAAGAGGAACUGAGGAGCCAUCAAUGGCAGAAUUUCAAGAAUUGAUCAAAGCACAUAAAGAACAAUACAUGUACAAGUGUUUAAGAACCAGAACAAAGAUUGUAGAGUUUAUGCAAAAAUUUAUAAAAACAGAUUUUUUAAAACCUAUUACAAUCAUGAUAUUUGCAUUCCUGUUAUUAGAAGCAAGUGGCAAGCACUAUUUUCCUGCAUAUACUUUGCAGUUUAUUGGCGAAAUCACACCUCGAUCUUUCUAUAAUACGUUGUAUAUUGAUCUAGUCCUAUUAACUAGUUCUACAAUUUCAUGUAUUUCAAUUAGAUUAUUUAAAAGGCGAAGUGUUUUACUGAGCACAGGAAUAGCAGCUGUUAUUGUAUUAAUUUUAACGAGUAGUCAUAUUUUUUUAAUUUCUAAUAACAUUUUACCUAACAGACCAUCGAUUUCUAUAUUAUUGUUAUUUUUAUAUUUAGCAUUAGCAAAUUUAGGAUGUACAACACUACCUCUUAUAUUUAUAGGGGAAAUACUGCCUACUUUGCACAGAGCAGUAGGUUCUGCAGUAUCAGGUGUUAUAAUAUCUAUAUUAUAUUGGGUUGCUUUAAAAGCAAUUCCUUAUUUGUUAGAAUGUACAAAAGUUUAUGGGGUAUUCGCAAUUUUGGGUCUAUUAAUUACUGUAUCUGUGUUGAUAUUAUAUUUUAUACUGCCAGAAACCAAGGAUAGAACGUUAGAAGAGAUUGAUUAUUAUAUUUAUAACGGAUGUUUUCGAAAUGAAGAAAGUAUUGAUGAUAUAUUUAAUAUAUAA
Molecule: messenger RNA, 1680 nt
Organism: Galleria mellonella (greater wax moth)
Lineage: Eukaryota; Metazoa; Arthropoda; Insecta; Lepidoptera; Pyralidae
Product: facilitated trehalose transporter Tret1-like
Exons: 3
Coding region: 262-1680 (472 amino acids)
Biological process (GO): transmembrane transport
Cellular component (GO): membrane
Molecular function (GO): transmembrane transporter activity
Source: RefSeq, a predicted model, not a curated record